Molecule: messenger RNA, 389 nt
Organism: Mycena citricolor
Lineage: Eukaryota; Fungi; Basidiomycota; Agaricomycetes; Agaricales; Mycenaceae
Source: the annotation of a GenBank genome assembly
CCUUGCUACCUCCCGCACCAUCUCUCGCAGUUGCACCCCUCAACAACACUGCUGUUCGGAUAAACUAGCUAAGGAGGAGGAUUUGGACUCCGGAGUGUGAUGCCAUGCUCAUCGACACAUUCAAGUGGGAAUCCCAUUGACACGGUGGUGAUUGAAGGUUGCGGGAUAGGAUUUGCGAUGGCUCAAAUUCUUCUCUAUAGUCAUAUCUCACAACCAGUGGACCUCGGCAUGUUGAAGACUCAAACGUUGACGCGCCGCCGCCGCUCGAGCUGUAGUCACAUAUGUGACAUGUCCUAAAAUAGCAAUCUUUUUCUCCGCUACGACUACAUGCCCGACGAGAACCCGACUGCGCCUUCGGAAGACCCUCCGCCCACAGAGCCUGUCCAAAC